CCCCUCGUCCUUCCUCCAGCAAACAUGGCUGCAGCCGCGGCCGCCCCGGCUGCGAAGGGGCCUGGGAAACAGGAAGAGGAAGAAGAGCAGCUGGACUGGCUUGUGGAAGGGAAGCAUGAAGUCCAAUGCUGGAGCUGAUGUGGGUUCUCUUCUUCAAGUGGUCACAGCUGUGUAUUCCCCUCAGGUGCAUGCAUACCUGAGGGGAAUGCAUAUCUGCACCCACCUCUCAAAGAACAGUGGUUACAGAUUGGAAUUAUUGGUGGAACUGGCCUGGACGAUCCUGACAUCUUGGAAGGAAGAACAGAAAAAUAUGUGGAUACUCCUUAUGGCAAGCUCCAAGUACAACGUAAGAUAUCAGUAGAAAAGGCAGCUAAACCUUCAGCCCCAACUGGGCACAGCAUGCAGUCCUCUUCCUCACAGGAAGGCUUCUUCGGCACCCUUCUCCAGGAAACCCCAAGACCCAGGAUAACAGUUGAAUGACUGGCACUGAAGAAGGUCAACAGGAGCCACAGAAGCUCAACAUCUCUGAAAACGAGGCCCUAAACCAGAGAAGGUUGUGUAUGAUGAACCAGUAAAAUAUGGGAGCCACUGAUCUACAGUAUUUCAACACUGCCUGAAUGCCGUCGGAUGCUUUGAUAUUGGGAAAGAUAAAAAAUGUUGACUGUGUGCUUCUAGCAAGGCAUGGGAGACACCAUACUAUUAUGCCAACAAAUGUCAACUUCCGUGCCAACAUCUGGGCAUUGAAAGAAGAGGGUUGUACUCAUAUUUUAGUAACUACCGCCUGUGGUUCAUUAAGAGAAGAAAUACAGCCUGGAGAUAUUGUUAUGAUCGACCAGUUCAUUGACAGGACUAUCAAAAGACAUAACACUUUUUACGAUGGGUGCUAUUCCAAUCUUCCAGGAGUAUGUCAUAUUCCAAUGGCUGAACCAUUUUGCACCAAAACCAGAGAGGUUCUUAUGGAGAUUGCCAAGAAGCAUGGGAUUAAGUGCCACUCAAAGGGGACAAUGAUCACCAUUGAGGGGCCACGUUUCAGUUCUCGGGCAGAAAGCUUGAUGUUUCGCAACUGGGGGGCUGAUGUUAUCAACAUGACCACAGUUCCCGAGGUGGUUCUUGCAAGAGAAGCCGGAAUCUGCUAUGCAAGUAUUGCUAUGGCAACAGAUUAUGACUGCUGGAAGGAGCAUGAAGAAGCCGUUUCAGUGGAUAAGGUUUUAAAGACUCUGAAAGAAAAUGCAAACAAGGCAACAAGCAUACUUCUUACUGCUAUUCCUCAAAUAGGUUCCAUGGACUGGACAGAAACUCUGCAUAACAUGAAAUGUACUGUGCAGUGCUCAGUCAUGUUACCAAAACAUUAAAAGCAUGGAUGGGCUCUGAAGUUUGGAUGCUCAGAAGAAAGGAGAGGAUCAGUCUUGAACAUCUAACAGUUACAAUGUUUUGGGAAUUUGAUGUUUAGCAUGAAAGAAUACAGUAAAUGUUGCACUGGUCUAUUUCUUGUCUGCUAGUAAAGUAUCAUGCUAAAGACUGUUGAAGAACUUACCAAUAGCCUUGGAAUUUAUUGACUGUGUGAAUUGGUAGGACAAUGGGAUAAGCAUUCCAUAACAAAUUAUCAUAUUUCAGAUCCUAGAACUUCUGUUCUUGUUUACAAACUUCAGAUGAGAAAGUGCUUCCUUCAUCCUUUGCUCAAUAAUAGCUGUUCAUUCAUGGCCUGGAAGAAGGCAAGAGAAGAGGAGGGGUUAGAUUGUGUACUCUUAUUGAUCAGUUUAAAAAAAUAAAGACUUCAGAAAGUUAAAAUGACAGAGCUAUUAGCUGCUUUGCUAUCUCCUUUUUCUGAGAGCAAACUAUCUUUUAUCACAGAAAUAUAACUGAAGGACUAUAGGUUACUUAAGAAAAUACACUGCAGUAUUUUUAUAUUUUUUUUAUAUAUGUUACCUGUAUUGAUUUUCACUGUUCUCUUAUGAAAAAAAUUGCUUUCUGUGGGAUUUGUGACUUGGACAUCUUAAGCCCAAAUUUUAAAAGCAUGUCCACUUUUACUGCCAUACUGUUUCACCAUAAGUAAUUGUGCCAGCUGUUUUGCAGCAGCAAUAAUUUGGAGUUCAAAUGUCACCAUUUUAAAUGUUUACUUGAUUGCAUGAGCAAGUCAGGAGACAAACAUCCAGAUUUGUGUCUGCAGUUGAUUGCAGGCACAUAUAUUUACAGGUACAUAAAUAUUCCUGCAAAAUUGGAGUCUGGAUUUCAAUCUCUUCAAAAAAUUAGACUCAUGAAACUUUAUGAACUUAUGUUUCUCAAUUUUAGCUUGAGCUGCUUGAGUUUCGGAAGGAAUGAUGUCCAUCAAGGAUCUGAUCCAGGGCCCACUGCAGUCACUGGAAAGACUUCCAUUGUCUUCAUUGUAGUUGGCUCAGGCCCCAAUUAACUAAAACUGAAGUGACAAAUUUAGAACAACAUUUUAGCCUGAUGCCACUGUCUGUUCUGUACACCAGGGGUAGCAUUUUCUGUUACAUUUGUCUACAGAAUUCUUUUUCUUUAGUUGUAUUCUGAUUUACAGAUAUGUUAGUGAUGAAUGUAUCUACUGUUGAUUGUAACCCAUGUAUAUAUUCAUGCACUCUACAUCUUCUACUGCAUAUGCAGAAUGAAUACAGUUUGCCUUCAAGAAAAUAAUCUGCUGCUGCUUGUCUAAUAAAUGAACCAAAUGUAACCUCCUGCUUCUA
Chelonia mydas (Green sea turtle) is the source of this 2702-nucleotide messenger RNA. It is a transcript of the gene MTAP, whose product is annotated as methylthioadenosine phosphorylase. Gene Ontology annotation, cellular component: cytosol. Gene Ontology annotation, biological process: nucleoside metabolic process. The coding region runs from base 618 to 1352 and encodes 244 amino acids. The transcript is spliced from 12 exons. Gene Ontology annotation, molecular function: S-methyl-5-thioadenosine phosphorylase activity. The record is from RefSeq and is a predicted model, not a curated record. NCBI's taxonomy places the organism in Eukaryota, Metazoa, Chordata, Testudines, Cheloniidae.